Pocillopora meandrina is the source of this 3721-nucleotide messenger RNA. The record is from the annotation of a GenBank genome assembly. Lineage: Eukaryota; Metazoa; Cnidaria; Anthozoa; Scleractinia; Pocilloporidae.
AAAUGGUGCACCUUCGAAAACGACACCCAGUAUUCAGUGAUGAUUACUGAUAAGGAUGGGACUCGAGCCUUGGAUCCUGGUAAAUCAACAACAAACUACGACAUUCCUGCUGGCUCCCAUGUGAUUCUUGUCCUAAAGCUACCGAAAACAGACAAGACGAUCCACUUCCCCUCGAGCAGAUAUAAUAACUCCACGCAGAAAAUCAGUCAGAUCUUUGCAAAUCAAAUGAAGAAGAAUUAAUUCAAGCAUUGGUGAACUGUGGUCAGUGCAUGUCACCAAGAAACAUUACUUUGACUAUUUAUAAUCACGAAUUUGUGAAAGAAAAGGCUUUUUUCAUUGUUGAUUUAUUGAAACCUCAAUGGGUGUGAUAUGUGCGAAUUAGUUAAAAAAGCAAGAGUGAAGAUUAAUGAACCUAUUUUUCUUAUUUCAUCCCAAUCACUUUCAUUAACCUUUUAAAUUAAUUAAACCCUAAGAGUGAUCAGCACCUAAUUUCUCCUUACAAUAAUACUGCUGAAUCACUGACUGAGAUCACGAGAAUAAAGGAAAUGCUUGACAACCUAAGAAGCUUUGAUCUCCAUAUGAAUUCUCCUUGUCAGAACCAAAAGAAACAUGUAGAGAAGAGUGUGGAGAAUAUGGAAACUGAUGUUAGAGUGUAAAGGGUUAAACGAGUACCUUAAGGAAUAUAAUCGAUUUAGUGCCCAGGGCGCUUAUUUACUUUUUGGGAUCAAUAUCAGUAUCUGAGCAACGGCCCACCUACUCCUCCCCUAACCCACUCUAUCAUAGAGCAAGAUUUCUAUAAAACGAGUAAAAUGGAAGAUAAGAAAAAUGACGAAUAUUCCGCGCUCUGCCUUCAUUGUAUUUAAAUAUUAAUUUAUUAAAACCCUCAAGUAGAACCGACGAACUGUCGGUUCAGUCAACAGCUCUUUGGUUCCCAGUCACCUCGCUACUGUUUCGAUCUUUGACAAAUGUUUCAGAGUAUCAUUAGAAAGAGAGACCUCAGGGUCCCAAGUAAUGUGAGACUGCAAUCGUUUUCAUCUACAUCUUUUAGUAACGAGCCUAAAAACAUAGCCACAACGUCAUGGCCAAUCACAAACACAACUUAAACAACUCGCGAGUUACCUGGCUUCCACUGAUUCGGUUCGUUCGUUGCCGUCUAUGAUUGAUCUACAAACAUAGUGACAUCAUCUUAAUCAAUUACUUAAAAAAAUUCCUUACUUGAUCUGCAUCGAUUUGGUUCUCUUUCCCCUCUCCAUUCCUCAAGUGCAGAACCCGCACAUAACCAAUCGACCAUCGAAAAAAACAUCCCCUCCUCUUCAAAAUUAUGCUACACCUACUUACUAGAUACUGCCACAAAAACUGUCUCAGAACUUAAUCUUUGACAAACGUUUCAGAGUAUCAUUGGAAAGAGAGAACUCAGAGUCCCAAGUAAUGUGAGACUGCAAUCGUUUUCAUCUACAUCUUUUAGUAACGAGCCUAGAAACAUAGCCACAACGUCAUGGCUAACCAGAAACACAACUAAAGCAACUCGCAAGUUACCUGGCUUCCACUGAUUUGGUUCGUUCGUUGCCGUCUAUUAUUGAUUCAGAAACAUAGUGACAUCAUCGUAAUCAAUUACUUAAAAAAAUUAAACCAUUCUUAGCUGGAUCUGCAUCGAUUUGGUUCUCUUUCCUCUCAUCAUUCCUCGAGUGCAGAACCCGCACAUAACCAAUCGACCAUCGAAAAAAACAUCCGCUCCUCUUCAAAAUUGUGUUACGCCUAUCUAGAUACUGCCACAAAAAACUGUCUCAGAACUUAAUCAGACUCUAGAGCUUGGUAGAUUGCGUCAAGCGGACGCAGGCAAUAACUCUUAAAAGCCGAUAAAAUAUUGAAGCCGCAAUUAAUGUCAAGUUAUACUUGGUGUAGUUUCAUGCCGGAGCGGAUGUUAUUUCGAUUACCUGUGUGUGACUUGUUCCAAGAAAGUAAAGAAUUUCCGUCCUGUCAUUUUUCAUGCAGAUUCCUCAUUCCUCGUGUGCCGAACUUAACCUAUAAAGCGUGAAAAAAACAUCCGCUCCUCUUCAAAAUGAUAAUUCACUUACCUAGUAUUCUUCACCUGAAACAUUACCAUUUAAAUGGUCUAAGAACCUAUGCGUAGUAGUUAAAAGUAGUGUGAGUUAGUCCCCCUCAAAAUAAAUAAAUUAUUGAAUAAACGAAUUUUAAAUAGAGAAAUGAAACUGCAGCAAGAAAGGGGCAGCCGAUCAUUGUGUGACGCAUUUCCGGUAAAUUAUGUUAAAUUACAAAAGUAAAGGAAGUUAAUAUGGAAUAUCACGCGAUAACUUCCUGCCACCAUCCAGCUCAAGGCCUUUCUUCAUCUAUUUACCCCAGUCCUCAUUUGUUAACAUUCUAGCAGUUAUUAUAACCGCUACGAAAAGAUUGAAUCCUAUCGCGCGAAAUCACGCGAUUCACGAUGAAUAAGAAAGUAUUCUAAUAUCGUUGCUUCUGCCUUCUAAGAGUUUAAUUGUAAUAAGAACGAAUCGAAAACCGGUAAUAACAUAACGGUUGAACGAUAGCUUGGGUACUAUGAUAAUAAACCCCUUUUGUUCGAUAGGUAGACGUUUCUUUCACGGCUGGUUGGUCAAGUUUGAGUUCCGGUGUUCAACAGAGUUAGGAAUUUUCCUUAACGAAAGAUUAUAAAAACCUGCGCUCGUCCUACAAUCAGCAAAGUUGUUGUCAGUAGACGUCCACUGAGGAGACCAAAGAUUGGUAAGAUAUUUGACAAAUUUUAUUUUGCGUGUAUGUUGUCUGUGCUCCACACCACCCUCCUCUCUUUUUUUAUGAGAACAUCGUGUUUCAAGAACGAUGACGCAGAAGUUGUUCUAGAUGUAAAGAAUAUGAUAAGGACUUACUCAGACUACCCUGACCGAGACUAAGGCCGGCGACACACCUGGAGAUUAUAUUCGCCGAUCACGGUGAUCAAAUCCGGCGCGAUUGGCGAAAAUUACAGUCGCAGUAAAAACUUAAUCUUCCCUCGUAUCAGCAUUAUCUGAUCAACUUCUGAUAAAACUAUGGCAAAAGAGCGUAGUAGAAAAGUUGAAGUCCAAGUAAAGAUCUCAACAGUUCAUUUUGUUUUUUUUCAUAGAUUAUGGACAAAAAGAAGGUGAGGUAUUUAUUGAGGUAGUUAUUGGGAAUUUGACUGUAUUUUUACUUCGUCAAAGCGGUCGUAAAUAUUCCUAUACAAACUCUUACAUUUUUGCCAUGACUCUUAUUUCGCAAGACGAUCGUCUCACAGCUGGGAGCUUGGCCUGCCUGUGUUCAAUGUAGCUUUUGUCCGCUGAUUAAUUACUGGUAUAAGGGGCUUGUGGCUGUAUGCGGAACGUACCAUUCCUGUAGCAAACCGGCACUUUUAGUCUAUGUAGAGAUCUUAACAGUUUAUUUUGCUUCUCAGCAGGUAGCUGGCGCUGCUUGCAGCAUUCUCGAGGCAUUCAGAAUCGGAGAAGAAGAACCGAAAUGGUGCACCUUCGAAAACGACACCCAGUAUUCAGUGAUGAUUACUGAUAAGGAUGGGACUCGAGCCUUGGAUCCUGGUAAAUCAACAACAAACUACGACAUUCCUGCUGGCUCUCAUAUGAUUCUUGUCCUGAAGCUACCGAAGGAAGACAAGAAGAUCGACUUCCCCUCGAGCAGAUUUAAUAACUCUAUGCAGAAAAUCAGUCAGAUCUUUGCAAAUCAAAUGAAGAAGAAUUAA